Molecule: messenger RNA, 1266 nt
Organism: Chironomus riparius
Lineage: Eukaryota; Metazoa; Arthropoda; Insecta; Diptera; Chironomidae
Source: the annotation of a GenBank genome assembly
AAUUAAUAAUUUAAUAAGCUUGUGCAUUGAAUUCGAUGCCAUAAGACAGUUUAAUACAUCAAUAGAUUUGAUAAGAUUACCAGAAAUUCUUCUGUUAUCAAAAAAGGAAGCAAUGGAUCUUUUGAGCGCAUUACCUGAAGAUGCUUUCAAUGAAAUCGCAACAUAUUUGAGUGGCAAGGAUGUCUUGAAUUCAUCAAUAGUCUGCAAAAGAUGGUAUCAAAUGUUUGGACAGUCCAAAGAAUGUAUGAAGAAAAUAGCAGCAAAGUACACAAAUUAUAAUCGCCGUAAAGAUCUUAAUAUAUUAUUAUUGAGUAACCGUAAAUAUCAGAACAUUAAACUUGGAUUUCAACGUACUUAUUAUAUAAGGGAUUCUAAAAUUGAGGAGAAUAUCCGAAGUAUUCUAAAGAAGUUUGCUGAUACAAUCGUAACUUUAGAAACGUCUCAUGACUUCCAGCGCAUCUGUUCGCUCCCAAAAUUAAAGGAACUUGAAUUUAACAACACAAAUUGGAAUUAUUACACCAAAAACGCAAAUUACUUUUAUUCGAAUGGAUUAAUGACAAAGUGCACUGAUGUAAAAAAAUUGAGUAUAGUAAGUCCAAUAGCUAUAGACGAAAUAUCUAUAAAGAUUGUUCAGAAAGCACUCACAAAUAUGCGAAACUUGAAGUUACUGACUGUUAAUCAGCUCAAGUUGUUUGAAUAUUUGGAUCUAUCAGAAUGCCAUUUUAGACUUGAAGAAGCUGAUUUCCAAAGCUUUGAAACUGUUCCUGGUAUGAAUAUUUUGCAAAAUCAUCAAUCAACUUUGAAAGUUAUUAAACUAAACAGAGUUCAUUUAGAUGAAAUUGUUCUGAUCUUAUCAGCGUUUCCAAAACUGCAUACAUUUCAUAUUCGACAUGGAGUUUUUAAUAACAUCAGGGCUAUAGAUUUUCCUCAAAACACAUCUAUUAAGAAUUUCAUUAUGAGUGCGUAUUGGACAAAUAUAAAUCAUGCCAGAAUGAUUAUGAAGUUAAAGAAUCUCAAGCACUUAAAAGUGUACUCGCUAUAUUGGAGAACAUUUUGUGCUGCUUCUCAUUGUCCUGAAAUUAAAACAAUCGAAUAUCAGAACAUGGAUAAUAAUAUCACUGAGGAUCAAAAGACUCAAAUGGCAAAUUAUCGCAGAAUCCAAUUGAUUAAGCAACCAACGAAUCACGUUUACACUUAAGUUAAUUAAGCUACAAUAGAUGAUUUCUUCAAAAUGUUAUAUUUUUUCUAUCUGAAGAAAAAAUGCCG